CCCAUCAGCAGGGGAUCGCGGUCCUGGAGAAGGAGCUGGCCCAGCUGAAGCUGCCAGACAUCUCGGGUGACUUUCGCAUCCGGCACGUGGGCAAGGUGCACUAUGAGAUCUCCAGCUUGGACCUUCGCAGUUUCCACUUGCCGUAUUCAUGGAUUUCCCUGGUCCCCAACGUGGGCCUGCAGGUCGCCAUCUCCAAUGCUUUCGCCGAGGUGGAUGGGAAUUGGCGGGUGAAGAUAUACUUCAUCCGGGACCACGGUGCAUUUGACCUGAAGGUGGAGAAUGUCUAUAUCAAAAUCAACCUGAAGCUGGGCAGCGACGCCUCCGGGAAACCCACCGUUGACACCUCUGACUGCAGCACCCGCAUCUCCAAAGUCCGGGUACACUUUUCGGGCAAGCUUGGAUGGCUUUACAACCUCUUCUAUGGCGCUGUUGAGUCCAGAUUCCGGAAUAUCCUGGAGAGAAAGGUUUGUGAGACCGCGGCCAGCUCUGUGCGCAGCGACCUCCAGCCUUACCUCCGGACCCUGCCAGUCACGGCCAGGAUAGAUGCCAUGGCUGGGAUCGAUUACUCCUUGGUGGCACCCCCAACGGCUACCGCCCAGUCCCUGGACGCGGACCUGAAGGGCGAAUUCUUCUCCCUGGCCCACCGCUCCGCCGUCCCCUUCCCUCCGCUGCCGCUGGCCUUCCCCCCGGACCACGACCGCAUGGUUUACUUCGGGGCCUCCAGCUACUUCUUCAACACCGCCGGCCUCGCCUACCACGCAGCCGGGGUGCUGGUCUUCGACAUCACGGACUCCAUGAUCCCAAAAGACGUUGAGUUCCACCUGAACACCUCCACCUUCUCAGCCUUUGUUCCCCAGCUAGAGGAGAUGUACCCAAACAUGCUGAUGAAGCUCAGGCUGUCCGCCCCCUCGGCCCCAUUCCUGAGCAUCGGACCAGAGGGACUCUCGCUCAAGCCUGUCGUGGAUAUCCAGGCUUACGCCAUCCUUCCCAGCUCCAGCCUGGCUCCCCUCUUCCUCCUCAGCCUGACAGGCAACGUGUCCGCCGUCAUCGACGUGAAAUCCGGCCACAUCGUCGGGAGCCUGAAGGUGGGCAGGAUGAAGCUCUCUUUGAAGCAUUCGGAUGUUGGUACUUUCCAGGUGCGAAUGCUGCAGUCCAUAAUGAACAUCUAUGCUUCCAGUAUCCUGCUCCCACGUGUUAAUGGCAGGUUAGGGCAGGGUUUCCCUCUGCCACUGCCCGACAGAAUACAGCUCUCCAACAUCCUCGUGAGGUUUCACCAG
This is a messenger RNA of Leptosomus discolor (cuckoo roller), 1277 nucleotides long. The record is from RefSeq and is a predicted model, not a curated record. Lineage: Eukaryota; Metazoa; Chordata; Aves; Leptosomiformes; Leptosomidae.